AUUCUUAAUUAACCCCCUGCUGCUCUUCCCCGUUCCUUAAUUAUCGACAAAUUUCCGCUUAAUUAACCCGUAAUUAACCCUCCCGGCAAUUCCCUGGGGGUCCCUCAUUAACUGCCUCUCUUAAUUAAUUCACUAAUUAAUUAAUUAAUUAAUUAAUUACAGCCCCCAUGCCCAGAGGGUUCCAACAGAUCCAGGAGGAGGAGGAGGAGGAUGAGGGGGGUCCCGGCUCGUUCCCCGGGCGGGGGUCGCCGCCCCCCUCGCCCCCCCCGGCCCCGCUGACCCCCGCCCUGGCCCUGACGGUGUUCGCGGCCUCGCUGAGCUCGCUCGGCUUCGGCUUCAACAUCGGCGUCAUCAACGCCCCCCAGAAGGUGAUCGAGGUUGAGUACAACGCCACCUGGGCCCAGCGCUGGGGGUCGCCGCCCCCUCCCCAAACGCUCUCCCUGCUCUGGGCGCUCUCGGUCGCCAUUUUCUCCGUGGGGGGGAUGGGCACGGCCCUGGCGGGCGGGGCCAUGGCCGAGCGCCUCGGCAGGAAAGGCGCCCUAUUGGCCACCAACGGCCUGGCUGUGGUGGGCGGGGCCCUGAUGGGCGGGGCCAAGCUUGGCCCCACCUACAUCCUCAUCAUCAUCGGCCGCUUCAUCGUGGGCGCCUACUCAGGGCUGGUCUCGGUGCUGGUUCCGCUCUACGUGGGGGAGGUGGCGCCGCUGCGCCUGCGGGGGGCGCUGGGGACCCUGCACCAGCUCGGCAUCGUGCUGGGCAUCCUGGUGGCACAGGUGCUGGGGCUGCGGGCGCUGCUGGGGACGCCGAGGGCGUGGCCGGCGCUGCUGGGGGCGGGGCUGCUGCCGGCGGCGCUGCAGCUGCUGCUGCUCCCGCUGUGUCCCGAGAGCCCCCGGUUCCUGCUGGCCCGGGGCCAGCGCGGCCGCGCCCGCCGCGGCCUCUCGCGAUUGGCCGGCCCGGCGGCGGAGGCGGGGCUGGCGGCGCUGGAGGCGGAGCUUGGCCGAGGCCCUGCCCCCAAGGUGGGGCUGCUGGAGCUGUGCCGGAGCCGCCGCUACCGCCAGCCCCUGAUCGUCACGCUGGGGCUGCAGCUGGCGCAGCAGCUCUCGGGCAUCAACGCGAUCUUCUACUAUUCGACGUCCAUCUUUGAGGGGGCGGGGCUUCAGGACCCCGCCGUGGGCACCAUCGGAACGGGCGUGGUCAACGUGGCGGCCACCGCCCUGUCGGUGGUGCUGGUGGAGCGGGCGGGGCGCCGCGUGCUGCAGCUCGUGGGGCUGCUGGGAAUGAUGGGAUGCGCCGGGACCCUGGGCGUGGCCCUCAAGCUCGGGGGUCCGGUUUGGGGCGCCCUGGCGCUGGGCUCGGCCCUGGCCUUCGUGGGGUUUUUCGCGGUCGGGCCGGGCCCCCUGCCCUGGUUCGUCGGGGCCGAGCUGUUCCCGCCCGGGCCCCGCGGGGCCGCGCUCGCCCUGGCCGGGCUGGUGAACUGGGCGAGCAACACGGCCGUGGCCAUGGCCUUCCCCCCGAUGCAGGACGCCAUGGGCCCGCUGGUGUUCCUCCUUUUCGGGGGGCUCCUGGGGGGUUUCUCCCUCUUCACCUUCCUGCUGCUGCCCGAGACGCGCGGCCGCCCCUUCCCCGACCCCCGGGACCCCCAGAGCUCCCCCAAUUCCGCCCCCCUGGCCCUGCUGGGACCCCCCGAGAAGGACACGGAGCUGCAGAGCCUGGCCGGCCACGAGGAGCCCUGAAAAUGGGAAAAAACCCCAAAAAUUCAGGUUUUUUGGGGCAAAAUCCCAAAAAUUUGGGCCAAAAACCCCCAAAAUUUGAGGUUUUUAGGGCGAUUUUAGUCCGAUUUUAGGGCGUCCCCCAGAAAAUAUUGGCGGAUUUUGGCACUUUGGGGGGAGCCCUAAAAAUUUGGGAGCGGUUUUGGGGCAAAACCCCAAAAAUUCGGGGUUUUU
Molecule: messenger RNA, 1940 nt
Organism: Zonotrichia leucophrys gambelii
Lineage: Eukaryota; Metazoa; Chordata; Aves; Passeriformes; Passerellidae
Product: solute carrier family 2, facilitated glucose transporter member 4-like
Exons: 11
Coding region: 168-1730 (520 amino acids)
Biological process (GO): monosaccharide transmembrane transport; cellular response to insulin stimulus
Cellular component (GO): membrane; endomembrane system; perinuclear region of cytoplasm
Molecular function (GO): hexose transmembrane transporter activity
Source: RefSeq, a predicted model, not a curated record